AUGGCGAUCUACUCCUUUUCAAUCUUUGAUAGACAUUGCAACUGUAUCUAUAACAGAGAAUUCUCGUCCACGGAUAAUGGGACCAUAAACAAGAACAAUAACACUGAUUCAUCCAAACUUUUGUUUGGGGUGGUUUAUUCCUUGAAGAAUAUUCUGUCGAAAUUAGCAGGAGACUCUUCAAUUGAAUCUCAGUCAAGUAUAUCAAACUUCUUGAAAUCGUUUUCCACAAGCCAAUUCAGAAUCCAUUACUACGAGUCUUUGACGAAUUUAAAGUUCAUUAUCAUAACUGAUAACUCAAUUGAUAAUAUGCAGAAUAUCUUAUGGGAAUUAUAUUCUAACUUUUACGUAAAACACAUUUCUUUCAACUACUUAAGUCAAGUAGAUUUCAAAUCUGAAGACGAAAAAAUCUAUAACCCAAAUUUCAUCAACGAAACUGAUGCCUUUAUUAAAUCGUUACCAGUUUUCAACUAG
Molecule: messenger RNA, 471 nt
Organism: Hyphopichia burtonii NRRL Y-1933
Lineage: Eukaryota; Fungi; Ascomycota; Pichiomycetes; Serinales; Debaryomycetaceae
Product: TRAPP subunit
Exons: 1
Coding region: 1-471 (156 amino acids)
Biological process (GO): endoplasmic reticulum to Golgi vesicle-mediated transport
Cellular component (GO): TRAPP complex
Source: RefSeq, a predicted model, not a curated record